Molecule: messenger RNA, 921 nt
Organism: Morchella importuna
Lineage: Eukaryota; Fungi; Ascomycota; Pezizomycetes; Pezizales; Morchellaceae
Exons: 2
Coding region: 1-921 (306 amino acids)
Source: RefSeq, a predicted model, not a curated record
AUGGUCCAUAUAGCUCUCGCAGGUGCCAGCGGCUCUCUUGGCCAACUCCUUCUCACCCAUCUCAGUUCCCAUCCAUCCGCCCAUAGAAUCACCGUCCUCUCCCGCUCCCCCACCCCUCCAAAACCCAUAACCCCAAACACCACAGUCCGCACCGUGGACUACACUUCCCUCUCCUCCCUCACCAAAGCCCUCGCUGGUAUCGAUAUCGUCCUAUCCACCCUCUCGUCCCUCUCCUCCGGCCCGGCCCAGAUGCUGCUGAUCCAAGCUGCAGCCGCCGCCGGGGUCAAGCGCUUCGCACCCUCCGAGUGGGGCAUUCACCCGGACCUCAACUACGACAUCACACUCUACACCGACAUUAAGACACCCUCCUGGGAGGCUGUCAAGACCUCGGGGAUGGAGUACACGGCGUUCGAGAACGGGGUGUUUCUGAACUAUAUGGCGUAUGGGAGCCCUAAGGCGGGAGCGAAAGAAAAGGCGUUCAAGGGGCUCCAAUACACACCGUGGCUAUUUGAUCCGACGUUGGACACGAUCGAGGUACCGGGGACGGGGGAAGAGCAGUUCGUGGUGACGGAGGUGGAGGACAUUACGAGAGUUGUGGCGGACGUUGUCGGGAGGGAUGAGGUGUGGCGGCAAGAGGUGAGUACGAUGGUGGGCGCGGUGACCUGUUUUAACGAGUUGAUUCGAGAGAUGGAGAGAAUUACAGGGAAAAAGUACGAGGUCGUGUAUCAAGACAUCGCCCUCCUGGAGAAGAAGAUCGCUGAGGAAACCACUCAGAUGGGGAGGUUUUACUGGGAGUAUCGUCUCUGUCUGGCGCGGGGGAAGUGCAAUGUGCAGCCGUCGUUGAAUAAUCUCACGGACCUCAGCUUGACGGGCGUCACCGAGUUCCUGGAAAGGUGGUGGGGAAAGAGGGGUGAUGAGUAA